GUGUCCACCAACAUUGCGGAGACGAGCCUGACGGUGGACGGCAUUAUCUAUGUGGUGGAUACCGGGUAUGUGAAGAUGAAGGUGUACAACCCAAAGAUGGGCAUGGACGCGCUGCAGGUGUUCCCCGAGUCACAGGCAGCCGCCAACCAGCGGUCGGGGCGCGCGGGGCGCACCGGCCCCGGCACCUGCUGGCGCCUCUUCACCGGUGGGUGGCGCCGUGUCGGGGCGCAGAUGGGGUGCAGCAACGAGGUUCUGACGGUGGUCAGCAUGCUCAGCGUGCCCUCCGUCUUCUUCCGCCCGCCAGACAGGGCGGAGGAGAGCGACGCGGCUCGCGAGAAGUUCUUUGUGCCGGAGAGCGACCACCUGACGCUGCUGCACGUGUACCAGCAGUGGAAGACGAACGGGUACCGCGCCGACUGGUGCAGUCAGCACUUUUUGCAGCACAAGGGCCUGAAGAAGGCCAAGGAAGUCAGGACGCAGCUGCUGGACAUCAUGCAGCAGCACAAGGUGCCCGUCAUUUCCUGCGGUACCGACUGGGACACCGUGCGCAAGUGCGUCACUGCGGUGGAGCCUGAGUGGCUGGCGGAGCUGGGCCCCAUGUUCUUCUCUAUCAAGGAGACCCACACCUCCCGCCUGGAGCAGCGCCAGAAGGAGCGGGACGCCCGCAGCAAGAUGGAGCUGGAGAUGACAAAGGUGCAGGUGGAGAAGCAGGCGGCGGCGGCGCAGGAGGCGGCCAAGGAGGAGGCUGUGCGGGAGCGGCAGCGCACUUCCAUCGCCAUGACAGGCUCCUCACGCCCGGCCACCGGCAGCCGGCGCAGGUUUGGGCUGUGA
Messenger RNA from Chlorella variabilis, 831 nucleotides. RefSeq lists its product as hypothetical. The record is from RefSeq and is a predicted model, not a curated record. The annotation marks the transcript as partial. Gene Ontology annotation, molecular function: RNA binding. Gene Ontology annotation, cellular component: intracellular anatomical structure; spliceosomal complex. The transcript has 7 exons. Lineage: Eukaryota; Viridiplantae; Chlorophyta; Trebouxiophyceae; Chlorellales; Chlorellaceae. Gene Ontology annotation, biological process: mRNA splicing, via spliceosome.